AUGCCUAAAGUUACAACGGCCAGACAGAAAGCACAAAAGCAAAGCAAAGAAGACGCUUCAUCGGCUACCAACCGUGCCUUUGGUCCUAUCUUCAACAAAGACCUCGGUCAGCACAUUUUGAAGAAUCCACUGGUCGCUCAGGGUAUUGUAGACAAGGCAAACUUGCGCACAACUGAUACUGUGCUCGAAAUCGGUCCUGGUACUGGUAACUUGACAGUUAGAAUCUUAGCAGCUGCCAAAAAGGUCGUUGCUGUAGAAAUGGAUCCUCGAUUAGCUGCCGAACUUCAAAAGCGUGUUCAGGGAACCCCUGAUCAAAGACGCUUGGAAAUCAUGAUUGGCGAUUUCAUGAAGGCUGAACUCCCUUACUUUGAUGUCUGUAUCUCCAACACACCCUAUCAGAUUUCAUCUGUUCUUGUGUUCAAACUGCUCGAGCAUCGACCCAUGUUCCGGUCUGCUGUUCUCAUGUUCCAACGUGAAUUCGCUCUUCGACUCAUUGCCAGACCCGGAGACGAACUUUACUGCCGUCUUUCCGUCAACGUCCAAUUGUACGCCAAAGUCGAGCAUGUUAUGAAGGUCGGCAAGAACAAUUUCAGACCCCCUCCUCAAGUCGAAUCCAGCGUUGUUCGUCUCGAGCCUAGAAAUCCACCACCGCCUGUUGAUUUUAAGGAAUGGGACGGUUUGAUGCGUAUUUUGUUUGUGCGAAAGAACAAGACCUUGUCAUCAAGUUUCAAGACGCAAUCCGUAUUGGAUAUGCUUGAAAAGAAUUACAAGACUUUCUGCUCUACGCAUGAUAUGAUGAUUGACGAUACAUUCGAUAUUAAGGAAAAGAUCAAUGCUGUUUUAGAGAGCGUUGAUAUGGGUGGUACGCGAGCGGCCAAAUGUGACUUGGAUGACUUUUUAAAACUCCUUGUUGCCUUCAAUGAAGCCAGUAUUCAUUUCUGCUAA
Molecule: messenger RNA, 945 nt
Organism: Umbelopsis ramanniana AG
Lineage: Eukaryota; Fungi; Mucoromycota; Umbelopsidomycetes; Umbelopsidales; Umbelopsidaceae
Exons: 6
Coding region: 1-945 (314 amino acids)
Biological process (GO): rRNA methylation
Cellular component (GO): mitochondrial matrix
Molecular function (GO): rRNA (adenine-N6,N6-)-dimethyltransferase activity
Source: RefSeq, a predicted model, not a curated record